GCAAUAUCCAACAUACCUACAUCCUUCGUAACCUCACCUCCCUUUCCAGCCAUGCUGGUCAGUGGUCUAUUAUCCUUCUCCUUUGUCCUGUGUGUCCCGUACGCGCCCCCAUGCGUCUCAGCAUAAGACCGCUCUUCCGUCGAGCACGCCGUCUUGGCUUGACUGCUCCCCUUUCACUCCUCCACCACUAUCUCAUCCAGCCCAGACCGCAACCAAAGCAUAUAAAGAUUUCAGACGACGAGGAACAGCAAUUAGAUGACUACGUGCUGUCAUCACCUAGAAACCCUCCAACGCCUCUUCGCCGCGUCAUGAGGCUUCUCCUCCUCAACCUCCUGAUCAUCAUCUUUCUGGCCCUCCUCAUCGGCUACAUUAUCUACAAACCGCCAACUUUUGUCAUUCGAUUUCUGCAAUGGAAAUAUCCAACUGUCUUGUUCCACGUUCCCCUCCCUCCAUCACAGCGUGUCGUCGCCCUCACCCUCGACGACGCUCCGUCACGUGAGACGGACAAGAUCCUGGAUCUACUCAAGACCUACGGCGCAAAAGCCACCUUCUUUGUUAUUGGGAGUCACGUCGCCGAGUACCCGGGGCUUCUACAGCGUAUGCACGAUGAAGGCCACGAGAUCGGGAAUCACAUGUGGGCCGAUGAGCCCACCAUCAAUAUCCCGCUGGAGGAGUUGAGGCCGCAGAUCGCAAGGGUAGAGAGCCUGUUGCCGCCAAAUAAGGGUGGAGCCAAGUAUUUCCGACCUGGCUCAGGGAUCUUCAGCGCGAAAAUGGUGGGCAUCGUCAGGAGUGUCGGGUACAAGGUCGUGUUGGGGAGCAUCUUUCCGUUUGAUCCGCAGGUCCCUCAUCCGAGGGUUAAUGCGGCGCAUGUUCUGAGUAUGGUGAAGCCGGGUGGCAUUAUUAUUCUGCACGAGAACAGACCUUGGUCAGUAGAGCAGUUGGAGAUAGUUCUCAAAGGCUUGACUGCUGGAGGGUGGAAAGUAGAAACUGUUGGUGGGUUGCUGCAGGUUGCCAAGGAGCUUUGAUUAAGACGUUAGCUAAGGCCCUGUGAGCUAUACAUUUGUUUUGCUAGCCAAGGAAGAGCUACCACAAGUGAUGCGGACAUUUUAGAACCCCGCUGAGCUGUCUGGUUCAUGCAUUCCCUAAUCUUACUUUCUAGAGCCUGAUACCCAUUUGCAUUUUCUGGGCCUGGAUUCGCUCCUAUUGUUCAUUAAGAUAUUCAAUCAUUGUCUCCUCC
This is a messenger RNA of Amorphotheca resinae ATCC 22711, 1237 nucleotides long. RefSeq names its product carbohydrate esterase family 4 protein. Gene Ontology annotation, cellular component: membrane. Gene Ontology annotation, biological process: carbohydrate metabolic process. Gene Ontology annotation, molecular function: hydrolase activity, acting on carbon-nitrogen (but not peptide) bonds. Bases 111 to 1025 code for a protein of 304 amino acids. Lineage: Eukaryota; Fungi; Ascomycota; Leotiomycetes; Helotiales; Amorphothecaceae. The transcript has a single exon. The record is from RefSeq and is a predicted model, not a curated record.